This is a messenger RNA of Schistocerca piceifrons (Central American locust), 964 nucleotides long. Its product is annotated as calcyclin-binding protein. Gene Ontology annotation, molecular function: S100 protein binding; ubiquitin protein ligase binding; tubulin binding. The record is from RefSeq and is a predicted model, not a curated record. Gene Ontology annotation, biological process: heart development. Lineage: Eukaryota; Metazoa; Arthropoda; Insecta; Orthoptera; Acrididae. The transcript has 5 exons. The coding region runs from base 123 to 797 and encodes 224 amino acids. Gene Ontology annotation, cellular component: nucleus.
AAACAGUGAUCUGUGACUACAAAGUUUGAAUGUAAGCUCUUUGUGAUUAGGCAGGAAAGUUUGAGAUUGUGUGUACUAUACAGUCGAAGUAAGAGUGCGUCUCAGUUUGAGUUUUAUCCAGAAUGUCUGUUAAUUCAAGAAUGGAGCAGCUCCAAGCGACAGUUGAAGAACUUAAGAGACUUAGUAAUUUGACAGAACGACAGAAAGUGAAGGACAUUUUGCUAGUCGAAGCCAGGAAAAUUGAGACUGAAAUUUCAUUAUUGAGAGAACAGAGCGGAGCAGAAAUAGCAGAAUCAUCUUCAGGUGGUGCCCGAAAUGCACCUGCUCGAUGCUAUGAUGUGCGAUUAACUAAUUAUGCAUGGGACCAGUCAGACAAAUAUGUUAAAAUUUAUGUUACUUUAAAAAAUCUUGAAGCACUCAAUGAAACAAAUAUUGAAUGUGUUUUCACAGAAAGGUCUUUCAGUCUUAAGGUCAAUGGGCUUGAUGGCAAAAAUUAUAUACUGAAUAUAUGCAACUUGCUAGAGAAGAUAAUUGUUGCAAAGUGUUACUGGAAAAAGAAGGGAGAUACUUUGAUUGUUUUCUUGGCCAAAAAGUCUCCAGGGGCAAACUGGUCACAUAUGACUUCAGUAGAGAAGAAAGCAAGUGAGCCGAAGGUUCCAAAACUAAACCAUUCUGAUGACCCAAGUGCUGGGCUGAUGGAUAUGAUGAAACAGAUGUAUCAAGAAGGUGAUGAUGAGAUGAAGAGAACCAUUGCCAAAGCCUGGGCAGAAUCUCGUGACAAACAGUUUCCUCAUUAAGUCGCAAACUCUUAAAUAAGUAUCAGUUUUGUUAAAGCUGUUCUCUGAACAUCAUGUGCAGAACCUAAGGACGGAUAAUACAAAUUUUUGUGCAUUGCAGUGUUGCGCCAGUAGAGAGAUUGGGAUCAGUCAUUAAACAGAGAAUAAAUUGAUACUUCAUGACUAAA